This is a messenger RNA of Schistosoma bovis, 1128 nucleotides long. Lineage: Eukaryota; Metazoa; Platyhelminthes; Trematoda; Strigeidida; Schistosomatidae. The record is from the annotation of a GenBank genome assembly.
AACCAUUUGACUGAGUCGUAGAUAUUGUAUGCUGAAGCGAAUGAAUUCAAAAAUCAACAAUGACCUUGAUGGAAACACUAUCCGUCAUGUAUUAGCAGAUAUAUAUAGUAAUUAGUGCCCGAAUAUCAUGAAUAAAACCUUAAUCUUCGGUUUACGACACUAUGUCGCAUCAAAUCAUUCUAUAUUUGCAAAUUUUCGUACUCAUCGAACUGCAUCAACGCCUAUCUGUGGAAAUGAUUCGAAAUUUCCUUCUGUUCGUUGCGACCAGAUACAUUAUUCUCUAUUCUCAAAAGAUUCACGCCCUCUCAACUAUCCUAAAAUUUCUUUCGGCUUGAAAAAUUUUUCACAGUUUUCUACUGAAUCAAAGAACAAUGUCCCAUCAAAUGUGAACGAAAAAGAUGGAAAUGACUUGGACGAAAGGAAAUCUAGUCUGAUCAAAAGAUUCAAGGAUGCCUAUGCAAUUUACGGGAAAGUUGUCUUGGUAACUCAUGGUGUGACGUCAUGUUUGUGGUUUGGAAUGUUUUAUUCACUGGCUUGCACUGGGAUCAAUUUGCUGGAUAUUCUUCACAGUCUCAACGCACCUGGAUGGCUAAGUAAACCCCUCCAUUUAGGUGGGGGUACUGUGAAUACUCUGGCUACAGCCAUUGUAUUCUACAAACUGGCAGUACCAUUACGCUACGGUUUGACACUCAUAUUAACCAGGUAUCUAGUACGUUACCUUCGAUUGAAAGGAAAAGCACCACAAGUACAAGAAAAUGAUCGUCUACGAAACCUAGCUAAAGAAGGAGCAGAAAUUUCACGUGAACGAAUCAAAGCGCGUAUGGCUAGAAGCAGAAGAAAUGUACUCAUGAGGAGGAGUCAACGAUGAUUUGUACAAAGACCUUGUAAAAAAUUCAUGUCCACACUUUAAGAAUUCGGUAUCAUAACUGACGAUUUGAAUUUUAAAAAUGCAUGAUACUAAACUAAUGGACCACCAACGCUAUGUAUGAAUUAAUCAUGAACGAUGUAGAACCCAACACUAAUGUGCAUCAACCUAAGAUUUCUCACCAUAUGUAUGCAUAGUAAUAUUAGAUAAUCUUUGGAUUUAUUAUCGACGGAACAUACCUGACUUCUGCUGACCAAUAAUAU